AUGGCUUUUGUCACAUGUGGUUGCACUGGCAAGAUUCAAAACGCCUACGUUGUGAGGCAAUUUAAGGUUGCAUCGAUCCGUUGGUGGAAUACGUUGGGGAAAACAUUAAUCCCCAACAAGACAUUGCAACUGAGGUGGGAAGAGUGUUUGACCCACUUCAAGCGGACUUUUUCUUCAGCUGAGGACAUGUUGGAUUUGGAGAAUCAACUCCUAACGUUGAAAAAGGGAAGCAUGAUAGUUGAUGAGUACACCGAUGCUUUCACUGACAAACUGGAGUUUGCACUGCGAGUGGUCCCUGACGAACUGGCCAAGAUUGAUAGGUACUCCAAGGGACUCCCAUGGGAGUAUUAUGUGCUAUUAAAGCAGGCAUCGACUUUUGAGCUGGCUAUCUGGGUUGCAAAUUCUGUGGAGAAUAUGAUUACGAAAAGGACCACCGACAGAGCUGAAGUCGAUGGGAAGAGGAAAGUUGAUGGGUCCUCAGGAAUCAAGAAGAAGAAUAAUAAUAAGAAGAAGAAGAUGUUUUUGAAGUCAAGCAGCAAGCCUGGAAGCAACCAAGAAGGGAAGUGGUGCGAUCAGUGCAAGAAAAAACACUUCGAAGACUGUGUCGUUUGCUUCAAGUGUAAGAAGCCUAGGAAUAUUUCUACAAAUUGCCUAGUGAAAGGAAAAGUUUGUUUCAGUUGUGGAGAGGAAGGGCACAUGAACGCAGAGUGCCAAAAAGCUGUGAAGCAAACUUCUAGAAUCCUGCCAUCAAAGCCUAAGGGUCGAAGCUACCAGAUGACUCUCAAUGAAGCAAAGGAAGAGACAAAUAUUGCUUCAGGUACAUUCUUAUUUAAUCAAAUUCCUGUAAAGAUAUUAUUUGAUUCUCGAGCAGAUCAUUCAUUUAUAUCGCAUGAAUUUGGUAGAAAACUUAGAUUAUCACCACUUAAGGCUAAGUACCCAUAA
Lactuca sativa (garden lettuce) is the source of this 942-nucleotide messenger RNA. The record is from RefSeq and is a predicted model, not a curated record. NCBI's taxonomy places the organism in Eukaryota, Viridiplantae, Streptophyta, Magnoliopsida, Asterales, Asteraceae.